This is a messenger RNA of Mya arenaria, 425 nucleotides long. RefSeq lists its product as uncharacterized. Lineage: Eukaryota; Metazoa; Mollusca; Bivalvia; Myida; Myidae. The record is from RefSeq and is a predicted model, not a curated record. The transcript is spliced from 3 exons. The coding region runs from base 37 to 387 and encodes 116 amino acids.
CAAGAAAGACUCUAUUUAUCCCCAGAUAUAGUUGCCAUGGAAAGCAGGGUUGUAUCGAAUGAACUCCUAAAUGAUCAUUCCAUCAUCACAGUGACAAGCUUGUCAGUGAAGACGUUUGCCUUGAAAUAUAAAGUGCCGAAGUAUUUUGGAAUCUUAUCCAUUGAUACGGAAGGAAUGGACGCAAAGCUCGAUGUCAUUUUCGCACGCUCAGAUUCUACACCAGUGGAUACAACUUGGAUACAGGCCGAUGUACAUUGUAGUGGAGUAUCUGCACCAGAAGGAGCAGGACAUGACGACAAGUUUACUGAUGGAAGAAGGGUAUUCAUAUCUCAUGAAGAAAGGAUACAAUUUCAUAUUUCAAUACAACAUAGAUCUUAUGCAAGGUGAUGAAACCUGAUAAAAACUUGAACUAUAACAGGUUGUUU